AUGGAGAACGCUAAUUUAUGGACUCGAAGAUCUAACUCUGCAAAACUCUCCUUGUCGACGUCCGGCUCUGAUAGUAAAGACGGUGCUGGAAAGUCGGAUUCAUCUCGUGGUCGUUCCGCAGGCCGCUUCGACGGCUCGCACCCUCGCUCAAACCCAUUCAACGCCAUAUCGCCUCUCUCUUCUACAGUCUCUUCCCCCUCCGUGGCCGCAUCAUCUGCCUUUGGGCUGGGCUCAGGCGCCUUCGCUUCAUUCGGAUCGACGGCGAAGUCGUCUAAGACCGCCAACUCCCCUGACGCUAUCGCCGGUAAACAACAAGGCGAUAAGCGAGAUAUACAAGCCGACCAGGAAGGCGGGGCUUGGAAACCAGUCAAGUCAAAGGCGUCUUCGUCUUCUCUUGACAAGUCCGCGUCUUCGGCCAAUAAGGAUAACGGAGUGAGGGAGCUUCCGCUCAAGUCUACGUGGAUUGUCUGGUACCGUCCUCCGACACCCAAGUACUCUGAUUACGAGAAAUCUACUAUCCCUCUCGCCUCUAUAUCUUCCGUUGAGAGCUUUUGGACCGUUUAUUCACACCUCAAACGACCUUCCUUGCUACCGACUGUAUCGGACUACCAUAUAUUCAAGAAAAACAUUCGUCCUGUAUGGGAGGAUGAGGCCAAUAAAAAGGGCGGCAAAUGGAUUAUCAGGCUGAAGAAGGGAGUUGCGGAUCGAUAUUGGGAAGAUCUGCUCCUGGCAAUGAUUGGGGAUCAGUUUGCCGAGGCAAGCGAUGAGGUCUGCGGCGCGGUCCUCAGUGUCAGGAGUGGGGAGGACGUUCUGAGUAUAUGGACCAAGAUCGAUGGUGGCCGCAACAUCAAGAUCAGGCAUGCUACAUUUAGUUCCACUUCUUGUUUUGGCCGUAGAAUACGAUGGCUAACAUCGAUGCACAGGGAAACCAUUAAGCGUCUUCUUGCCUUCCCCCCGGAUACAAACAUCAUCUGGAAAAGCCAUGAUGACAGCAUAGCACAGAGAUCAGCUAUAGACCAAGCGCGCCUGGAUAAAUCCAGCGGCAAUUCCGGUCACCACCACCAUCAUCACCACAAUCAAGGUGCUGACCGCCGCCGCAUCGCCAACCAGGAAGAUUCCACUGGCGAAAGGGGUAAGAAUACCACGAAUUCUUAA
Molecule: messenger RNA, 1155 nt
Organism: Trichophyton verrucosum HKI 0517
Lineage: Eukaryota; Fungi; Ascomycota; Eurotiomycetes; Onygenales; Arthrodermataceae
Exons: 2
Coding region: 1-1155 (384 amino acids)
Biological process (GO): translational initiation
Cellular component (GO): cytoplasm; eukaryotic translation initiation factor 4F complex
Molecular function (GO): translation initiation factor activity; RNA 7-methylguanosine cap binding
Source: RefSeq, a predicted model, not a curated record